This is a messenger RNA of Drosophila rhopaloa, 279 nucleotides long. RefSeq lists its product as uncharacterized. Bases 1 to 279 code for a protein of 92 amino acids. Lineage: Eukaryota; Metazoa; Arthropoda; Insecta; Diptera; Drosophilidae. The transcript is spliced from 2 exons. The record is from RefSeq and is a predicted model, not a curated record.
AUGUCGCCUAAAUUCGCACUUGCAAUUCUGCUCUUCAGCUGCGUUCUCCUGGGAAUUGCGAACGCACAGCUAUACCGAUACCCGCAGCAACAAGUCUAUAGAAGGCCAUACGGUGCUCGGACUUCAGGUGGCUCCGGUCCAUUGCCGCCAAAUUAUCCCCCACCGGAAAACGCUGACCCGCCACCAGGACCUCCUUCAGAGCCAUUGGAUUGCAUGCCCAAUCAACUGGCAAGCAAAACUCCUGACAACAAGACACCAAGACCCAGACCCCAACGCUAA